This is a messenger RNA of Haemonchus placei, 252 nucleotides long. Lineage: Eukaryota; Metazoa; Nematoda; Chromadorea; Rhabditida; Trichostrongylidae. The record is from the annotation of a GenBank genome assembly.
AUGAUCUUACUAAAAAUCCUAUUCUUGUCGCUCUUGGUGCCUGAUGUGCUGGCAAAAUGCACUAUAUGCUCUGUUUUCGCUGACUAUUAUGAGGACAUUGAAGCACAGGAAAGGUCGAAUCCCAAAGAUUCCAGCGAGUCUCUAAAAGCUCGUGUGCGGUCCUACGAUGCUACAGAAGCAGCACUGCUCGGAUCUUUAGGACGCUUCACUGACCUGGUAUGUGUUACGCCUGUAGCUGUAAAUGAAAUGUAG